AGUGCACUCGGUUUCGAAUGGUUUUUAAUUUUUCUGUAAUUUUGAAGCAUGUAGCAUUAUGUUUGGUAUGCCUUAUUGGCGAUAAACUUAGUGAUGCCGUGGAGAAACCACCACUUUUGCGUGCUUGUAUCGACAACUGUACCCACGUCUUGAUAGGGUUGAUUGCAUCCGAAAUCUUCCUAAACGGUUCAACCUACAACACUGCAAAGCAUGAAUACCUUUUACUCCUUUGUGAAGCCGCCGUAGUUUCUUCACUCAUAGAUUUGGAUCAUUUCAUUGAGGCUAGAUCUUUCAGACUCCAGGAUGCAACAAACCUCGAUCGGCGACCAUUCCUUCACAAUUCGGUCUUUUGUAUAUUGAUUUUUUUGUUGUUGAUCAUCGUAAAACCAUUCGGAACUAGCAAUUUUCGUUUGUCUACUGCUGUUGCUUUUAUAGCGUUCAGUACACACCACAUGCGUGAUGCAACAAGGAGAGGAAUAUGGAUCAAAAGUCCGUUUCAAGACGAUAGCAGCAGACCAAUUCCAUACGUAGGAUACCUUGUAUUUACAAACAUCUUACCACACGUGAUGACUAUUCUAGUACGAUCGCGACGCCUGGAGGCAGUGAAGGACCAAUUUAUGGAACUUGUUUAAAUAAACACAAUAAAAUUAACUUAAUUUAACUAAAA
Messenger RNA from Anopheles coustani, 667 nucleotides. RefSeq names its product transmembrane protein 267. The coding region runs from base 18 to 632 and encodes 204 amino acids. The transcript is spliced from 2 exons. Lineage: Eukaryota; Metazoa; Arthropoda; Insecta; Diptera; Culicidae. The record is from RefSeq and is a predicted model, not a curated record.